Molecule: messenger RNA, 384 nt
Organism: Brassica napus (rape)
Lineage: Eukaryota; Viridiplantae; Streptophyta; Magnoliopsida; Brassicales; Brassicaceae
Product: ascorbate transporter, chloroplastic-like
Exons: 5
Coding region: 1-384 (127 amino acids)
Source: RefSeq, a predicted model, not a curated record
AUGGCUAUAUUCGUUCAUAUUGGAGGUUGGAUUGGUGAUACUCCUAUGAGCAGAGGUCUUUCUAUUACUGCCGUUCGGAAAGAAAGAAGCAAGAAAUACACAAUUAUCAUGCAAUCAAUGGGCUCUCUGGGUCCUACUUUAUUCUUCUUGUCUCAGCUGAACCGUGUCAAAACUCCAGCAGUGGCGGUUCUCUGCAUGACGUGCCGUCAGAACCAGUCAAAAGUGGUGUCUAGCUCUGACAUAAAGACUCAUGCUGUCCCCAGCAGGGCUCUGAAGCAUUCUCCUAGUCGGGGUGUACUCUUAGGACUUUUAAACACAGCAGGAGUCCUCGCUGGUGUCUUUGGCACUGCGGCUACUGGCUACAUCCUCCAACGAGGUUCUUGA